Molecule: messenger RNA, 334 nt
Organism: Cetraspora pellucida
Lineage: Eukaryota; Fungi; Glomeromycota; Glomeromycetes; Diversisporales; Gigasporaceae
Source: the annotation of a GenBank genome assembly
AGUGAAGCUGACGAGCAAAGACUUAAGCAAUUAGUCAAUUAUGAUUAUUUGAAUGUUCGACAAGACCUAAAAUUAAAAACUAAAGGUUACAUUUUGUUUAUAGAUAAUGAUAGCUCCUACAAAGUUACCUUUAGUUGGUCACAAUUAGAGUUAAAAGAGAAUAAUCGUGUUUUUCAAUGUGGGACCAUCACUUUCAUAGCCCAAAUGAAUGCAUCAAAUCUAUCACAACUCCAUGAAGUUGAUUUAAACAAAAAUUCUAAUAAUAUAAGAUCUUUUCAAAGACAUUAUAGAUUUAUUUUACCCUGUGUCCCUUUUCAACAAAUAAUCGCUAGAG